Rotaria sordida is the source of this 465-nucleotide messenger RNA. The record is from the annotation of a GenBank genome assembly. Lineage: Eukaryota; Metazoa; Rotifera; Eurotatoria; Philodinida; Philodinidae.
AUGAAAAAAGCACCAAUCAGUAUUGAUAUGCAAAAUAUUACAACUAUGAUAAAUAAUUUAAUCGAUAAAGAUCAAAAUCAAUUACGUCUUGAACUUGAAAGGCGAAAAACAAUGCUUCGACUAGAUGCUGAAGAACAUCGACCCGUUGAAAAGUUUUAUGUAUUAAAGCCAAGACAAACGAAAGUAUUACCAGCCGAACAUAUUGCUGAACAAACAAUUACUAAAGCCGAAGAAAUCGUACAACACUAUACCAAAAUAGCCACCAUUGAAAAAAAUAAACUACAAUCAACUAAAUCACAUCAUAAAAAUGCUGAUUUACUCGAACCAAUCAUCCAUGCCAUAUUUCAACGUGUAAAUAAUAUGCAACAACGUCGUGAAAAUGAAUUACAAGCAAUACUUACAAAUAUAUUCAAGCUAACACCUGUUCAACACAUAAAUUACCAAAUCAAACGCCAACAUGACUAA